GAUAAAGUCAGAGAAAGAGAGAGAGUGAGAGAGAGAGAGAGAGGGGGGGGGUGAGAGAGAGACUCACCAUCGCCCACACUCCACAGUGCCACAGUCAACAGUCAACGCGGCAACGCCAAACCAAGAGGACGUGCCCCAUCUGUCUGUCUGGAGCGUGGCGGUACUAGGAGGCUGCAACACGCCGUCACAACAAGGAGUGUCAAGAUGGUGUCGAAAUGUGUAGUGGCGAUGGUGGCGGUGAUGGUGACGUUGGCGGUGCAAGUCCUGGGAGUCGAAAACGGAUCUCUGCCGGAAGACGCACUACGUGAUGCUCUCCUGAAGAACUACAACAAGAACAGCUUCCCCUCCACCCCCAUGAACAUUGACGUCACUAAGUUCUCAGUCCUCGGCGUUGUUAUGCACGGGCAGAUUAACAUGGUCGAUCUUCAUGCCUGGUUUGGUUUCGUAUGGAAUGACCAACGACUACAGUGGGACCCAGCACAACACAGUAACAUCGACAGGUUGGGUGUUGACUCCAGUACUGUGUGGAAGCCUGACCUAACCAUGUACACUAUUGGCAGUCAAGACCAGAAGCACUUAAUGGAGUCUGACGAACAAGUGGUGGUGGACUCUCUCGGCAAAGUGAUAUUCGUGCCACCAAUGUUCAUCCGGGUGCCGUGUGUGCUGGACAUGACGUACUGGCCUCACGACAUUCACAAUUGUAAGAUUAAAAUUGGCUCCUGGGUCAACCACGCCGGCCUGGUGGACCUGAACACGGACAACUUUGUCUAUAGCUCGGAGAUGGAGACGGUGGAAGACGCUAACGGCAACAACAUGACAACGACACAGUGGCAGAUAACGGAUGUGACGCCAGAGAGAAUAUCGAAGAAGUAUGACUGUUGUCUGGAGAAUUAUGUGCACCUUCAAGUCUCCUUCAAGUUGAAACGUGACGCCCCUGCCUACUGCUGGACCGUUAAGGCACCUGUUGUGUGUUUAAGUAUCCUGACGGUAGUGUUGUUCCUACUGCCACCGAAAGCUGGGGAGAAGUUGGUCUUCGGUGGAUUGUGUCUCAUUCUGGACUUGCUCUUCAUCGCCUACACGUCCAACAUCGUCUCUUAUGCUCCCUCUCGUGCACCACUCAUAAUUCAGCUGGUGAGUCAACAAUUGAUACUGACGGUGGUGAGUGUCAUAUUGGCAGCGUUGGUGGUGAGGUUGGCCAGAGGUCCUCACCCCUCCCCCUUACCUUCCUUCCUCAAGACCCUGAUAAUGAAGCUGUCUACCGUUCUUUGCCUCUCCGGCUACGCCAAACUUGUGACUGAGAGUGAGCAAGACAUGAGCUCGAAGAGGAAUGAGGUUGAGAUGGCUGAGGGAGGAGGGGAGAGGCGAAGUGAUGACGCUCACAAUGUCAACAAGAACCAGUGGCUCCUCUUGGCUGCCAUGCUCGACCGUCUUCUCCUCUUCAUCUUCCUUCUCGCCUGCAUCGUCCUCCUCAGCAGGUUCUCCAGCAUUCUGUAGUAACACUUGGGGUGCCUCCUGAAGCCAUCCAGCGCCACCACAAGUGCCCAGCUCUCGGCCAGACUAAACCACUCAACAGUACACAUGACUCACCUUACGUGGCCUUAGCCCAUUUGUGUCACAUUAUAACACAAUUGCUUACAAAGGUCUCUUGUUACUGAGGACUUGUGUGUGUUACAUUAAGUGUUCAUUAUACUACUUUAAUUCUACAGUGGAAUAUGUUUAUAAUACUUCUAUGUACUUUUAUUUAGUAGUUUGAGUUUGCAUAAUUGUUUUAGAUAUAAUUGCAUGCAAGAUGUAUUGUACUACAAGUGAGCCGUAUUUCUGGGCUCUCAGUAUUAAUGUUACCUCACCAGCCAAUCUUGAAAUGUAAACACACUUGACCACAUGUUUUACGGUUUUGUGAUAAUGUACAGCCCCCCCCCCCCCCUCCAGGGUGUGGGCGUGGUUGAGAGUAAGAAGGGAGUAAGGGAGUACUGGGAGAAAUAACAUUGACGCCAUCAACCAAUGAACAAAUAUCCUGUAAGGAAGGCGUCAGUUGUCCACAAGUAAAGACGGAAGCAAUUUUAAGUCUUUCUUUUUACAGCUCAUAUCACUGAAUAGAGAUAGAGAGACAUUUUGAGAUUUGACUGAGAAUUUUUAGAUAUUUGAGUCUCGGAAACACAGAGAGAGACAGAAACAGACAUGAAGAAGCCAAUGGGGAGGGGGGGGGGUCAUUACAGAUAUCCCUCUUCCCUGACCCCCUUCUUUCAGGUGACAAUUAACUCAAUAUAAAUGCAUCUGUUGAAUAUUAUCAAUUUCAGUAUAUUUCAAUUACUGUUCCAUUCAAAAUAAUAAUAACAUAUGCUUGC
Molecule: messenger RNA, 2345 nt
Organism: Homarus americanus (American lobster)
Lineage: Eukaryota; Metazoa; Arthropoda; Malacostraca; Decapoda; Nephropidae
Product: neuronal acetylcholine receptor subunit alpha-6-like
Exons: 10
Coding region: 205-1494 (429 amino acids)
Biological process (GO): monoatomic ion transmembrane transport; regulation of membrane potential; nervous system process
Cellular component (GO): neuron projection; membrane; synapse
Molecular function (GO): extracellular ligand-gated monoatomic ion channel activity; neurotransmitter receptor activity; transmembrane signaling receptor activity
Source: RefSeq, a predicted model, not a curated record